Rhinichthys klamathensis goyatoka is the source of this 3010-nucleotide messenger RNA. RefSeq names its product un-named hu7910. Lineage: Eukaryota; Metazoa; Chordata; Actinopteri; Cypriniformes; Leuciscidae. The transcript has 8 exons. The record is from RefSeq and is a predicted model, not a curated record. Gene Ontology annotation, biological process: peptidyl-aspartic acid hydroxylation. Gene Ontology annotation, molecular function: peptidyl-aspartic acid 3-dioxygenase activity; protein binding. Bases 115 to 2514 code for a protein of 799 amino acids. Gene Ontology annotation, cellular component: endoplasmic reticulum; membrane.
UCCUUUGGUCAUGCAGAACUGAAACUCUUCAAACUCUCUUAUCAUGAAGAAGAAGAAAGCGGGUCGCAGUCUGGCCAGAAAAGUUUUGUUUGCAAAAACUAUAAACCCACAAGGAUGGGAGAAACCAGUGUAGACGGAGACAAAACCACAGAGUCUCCGGUUGGGAACACCGUCACGAAGAGUGAGAAGAAGAGUGUGGGGAACUCGUUCUUCAGCUGGCUGCUGGUUCUGGCUCUUCUCGGCGCUUGGCUCUCUGUGGGAAUCGUGUGGUUCGACCUCGCCGACUACAACAGUGUGGUUGGUGCGCUUGGAAGAGUUUACGAUGCUGACGGCGAUGGAGACUUCGAUGUAGAAGAUGCCAAAGUUCUGUUGGAGAACACUACUGUGGCGACUAAGGACAAAACCUUGAGAAAAAACCUUGAGCCGAAGGAACACAGAGUCCAAGCUCACCCCAAGAGCUCAUAUGAGAGACCGAAAGAAGCGGGGUUAAAAAAUGACAGAGAUGAGAGACCGAAAGAAGUGGGGUUUAGAAAUGACAGAGAACAUCCUACCAGAGAUAUUGGGCGAAAGCUGAAAGCAGCUCUGAAGGAGCAGCUACGAAUGAUUCAUGAGAAGAUUGAAGCCAAAAAGAUCGCCAAACUAGCCCUCGCUGAGGUCCGUAGUGUUUUGGCUCAAGAGGAAGGGGACAGACAAGCUGAUCUCGCUGCUAAAAAAAUCAAAGAAGAGGCAGAAGCUAAAUUACAAAAGGAACGGAUACAAAGAGAACAAGAGGAGAAACAAGCCAAGGAGAAAGCAGAGAGGGAGCGAGUGGAACAAGAAAAUCUGGCCAAAGAAAAAGCAGAAAAAGAAAGACUUGAGAAGGAAAAAGCAGAAAAAGAAAGACAGGAGAAAGAAAAGGCAGAAAGGGAAAGAAUUGAGAAAGAAAAGGCAGAAAAAGAAAGACUGGUCAAAGAAAAGACAGUAAAGGAAAGAUUGGCCAAAGAAAAGGCAGAAAAGGAAAGACUAGCCAAAGAAAAGGCAGAAAAAGAAAGACUAGCCAAAGAAAAGGUGGAAAAAGAAAGACUAGCCAAAGAAAAGGCAGAAAAAGAAAGAAUUGAGAAAGAAAAGGUGGAAAAAGAAAGACUAGCCAAAGAAAAGGCAGAAAAAGAAAGAUUGGCCAAAGAAAAGGCGGAAAAAGAAAGAAUUGAGAAAGAAAAGGCGGAAAAGGAAAGACUAGCCAAAGAAAAGGCGGAAAAAGAAAGACUAGCCAAAGAAAAGGCAGAAAAAGAAAGAAUUGAGAAAGAAAAGGCAGAAAAAGAAAGAAUAGCCAAAGAAAAGGCAGAAAAAGAAAGAAUUGAGAAAGAAAAGGCAGAAAAAGAAAAGGUGGAAAAGGAAAGACUGGCCAAAGAAAAGGCAGAAAAAGAAAGAAUUGAGAAAGAAAAGGCGGAGAAGGAAAGACUGGCCAAAGAAAAGGCGGAAAAAGAAAGAUUGGCCAAAGAAAAGGCAGAAAAAGAAAGAAUUGAGAAAGAAAAGGCGGAAAAAGAAAGACUAGCCAAAGAAAAGGCGGAAAAGGAAAGACUGGCCAAAGAAAAGGCAGAAAAAGAAAGACUUGAGAAAGAAAAGGCAGAAAAAGAAAGAUUGGCCAAAGAAAGACUUGAGAAAGAAAAGGCAGAAAAAGAAAGAUUGGCCAAAGAAAGACUUGAGAAAGAAAAGGCAGAAAAAGAAAGAUUGGCCAAAGAAAAGGCAGAAAAGGAAAGACUUGAGAAAGAAAAGGCAGAAAAAGAAAGAUUGGCCAAAGAAAGACUUGAGAAAGAAAAGGCAGAAAAAGAAAGAUUGGCCAAAGAAAAGGCAGAAAAGGAAAGACUUGAGAAAGAAAAGGCAGAAAAAGAAAGAUUGGCCAAAGAAAAGAAAGAAAAAGAAAGAUUUGAGAAAGAAAAGGUAGAAAAAGAAAGACUAGCCAAAGAAAAGGCAGAAAAAGAAAGAUUGGCCAAAGAAAAGAAAGAAAAAGAAAGAAUUGAGAAAGAAAAGCCAGAAAAGGAAAGACUUGAGAAAGAAAAGCCAGAAAAGGAAAGACUUGAGAAAGAAAAGAAAGAAAAAGAAAGAAUUGAGAAAGAAAAGCCAGAAAAGGAAAGACUUGAGAAAGAAAAGCCAGAAAAAGAAAGAAUUGAGAAAGAAAAGCCAGAAAAGGAAACACUUGAGAAAGAAAAAACAGAAAAGGAAAGAUUGGCCAAAGAAAAGAAAGAAAAAGAAAGACUUGAAAAAGAAAAGCCAGAAAGGGGAAGAAAGGAGAAAGUAGAGAAAGAAAGAGAGAAGGCGCCAAAGGAGAAAGAUGUAAAGGAGAAGAAAAUGAAGGAAAGAGAAGACGUGAACGAUAACAAACAAGAACCGGUGGCCAAGUUAAAUACAAAAGCACAUGGACAAAAAGUUGAUGAAUCCGAAAAGGAAAAAGAAUCUGCGGAUGAACAGAAAACCAAAGAGGAGAAAAUAUCCACCCGUGGUUUACUUAAAUCUUCAAACAAAAAAAUCAAGAAAUAAAUAAUAGUGAACGGCCAUAACUGAGAUUUAAUUCAAUAAAGAGAAAAACUCCUAGUGUGUUGAGCAGGAACUGUUGGGAAGUGAACGACUCUAAAGCAAGACGAGUGUAGAAAUGAAACUCUACAGCGCUGAAGCUUUAGCUGAGAGGAAGAAGUCGUAACCCAAGUGUCGAGUCCGACUCGUCUCAGCCAAUCCGCUCGCUCAGAUUAAACAUGAAGUCUCCGAUCCAUUAAGAGCUUCAGUCCUAAAUACAUUUAGUCAGUUAUAUAAAUUUGUGUGUUUAAUAGAUUUAAUUAGUGAAUAUUUAUGGUUUCCGUUUAUUUCGUGCCAGAUAAAAACUGCACUAGUUGCUAAAUUAAAUAUCAAUUGUAAGGUUAUAUAUUUAAAAAGAUUAUGCUCUUUGCUUAAAUGCAGUUAGCUACUUUUUAUUUGCUAACUACUUUUAUUUUGACGGUACACUGAUUAGAUCUCUUUACACGUGACUUUGUGUUUUUGG